This is a messenger RNA of Neohortaea acidophila, 1960 nucleotides long. Its product is annotated as rab-GTPase-TBC domain-containing protein. The transcript has 6 exons. Gene Ontology annotation, cellular component: Golgi apparatus. NCBI's taxonomy places the organism in Eukaryota, Fungi, Ascomycota, Dothideomycetes, Mycosphaerellales, Teratosphaeriaceae. Gene Ontology annotation, biological process: activation of GTPase activity. The record is from RefSeq and is a predicted model, not a curated record. Gene Ontology annotation, molecular function: GTPase activator activity. Bases 81 to 1877 code for a protein of 598 amino acids.
UUGACAACACGCCAACCCUCCUAAGACCACGGUCAUUUUUCCAAUUGCAAUUUUUGUGCGCUCCGGUUUUGCAUGGAGCAAUGAACUUCACAAAGCCCUCUCCUCAGGAGAUGGUGCAGGUCGACCGAUCAGAGACAGCAUCACCAUUCUGGCGGACCUCUUCGGCCAAUAGCCAGCGAGAGAAUAGCACCAAAGCUGCACCGCCCGAACGCAAGGUCGUUGGUGCUUCUUACAGCCAUGCUGAUGCCCUCAAAUUCGACAAUCUGAGCAUAUCAAACUCCCGACCGCACACUCCUCCGAAUUUCUCACGACACAGAAGCUCUCCUUCCGUUACCACACAUACUCCUCCGCCAACUCGCCGUACCCCGAAUAGCUACAUUUCCGACAGCAGCAAUGCAUGGAAUGCACCGGACGAGGAGGAAUCCGAAGAGGGCGACCUCGGAUACGAUGAAGAUGAGGACGAGUUCGGCUUGCCAAGUAUAGCCAGUAUGCGACGGAAAGGAAAGCGUGCAUCUGCCAGGAAAGGCCACGAUCCCGGUGGUGCACAACAACAAAGCACACGGAACGGCCUCUCUGCACCGAACUUGCCGGCGGCCUGGAUGAUGGACCAUGGGGACGUGGCCGAUUCACGUGCGAUACCGUCUUACCCGCUACCGAAGAAAAUGGAAGGAAAGACAUUGCGGCCGCAAUACAAGGACAUCUUACGCGAUCCGGCAAACUCGCUGCAUCUCAUCAGCCACCCGCCCGUCCCGGCCGGCGCGUCCGCGAAGGAGCUCGAGGCGCAUUCGGCACGGAUAACGCGCAUCAACAAGUUCAAAAAGAUCUUACAAGCCAGCACAAUCUCCCUCCCCGACCUUCGUGAUUCGGCUUGGUCUGGCUUGCCGUCUGAAGUUCGGGCCAUGUCAUGGCAAAUUCUGCUGGGCUACCUGCCGACCAGCAGCGACCGACGCGUGGCCACUCUCGAGCGAAAGCGCAAGGAGUAUCAAGAUGCUGUACGGCAAGCCUUUGACAAAGGAUCGAUGGGUAGUACGGGCGCGGUGGGAGCCGGCAUGGCUGGUAAAGGGUCUGCGCCGUCCACCAAGGGCGGCACCGGCCGCGGCCUCGACCAAGCCAUAUGGCACCAAAUCAGCAUUGACGUCCCGCGGACCAAUCCACAUCUGGAGCUGUAUUCAUAUGAACGCACGCAAAGAUCACUGGAAAAGAUACUAUACGUCUGGGCAAUUCGUCAUCCCGCUUCGGGAUACGUACAGGGCAUCAACGACCUCGUGACUCCCUUCUGGCAAGUCUUCCUUGGCCAGUACAUCACAGAUCCGGAUGUUGAGUUCGGGAUGGAUCCGAGCCAGCUGCCGCCGGCAGUAAUCGAUGCGGUGGAGGCCGAUUCCUUCUGGUGUCUUACAAAAUUGUUGGACGGAAUACAAGAUAAUUACAUCCAUGCACAGCCAGGGAUACAACGGCAGGUAUCCGCUCUGAGAGACUUGACGGCGCGAAUAGAUGGGGCACUGGCAAAGCAUCUGGAGAGCGAGAGCGUAGAAUUCAUCCAAUUCUCGUUCCGUUGGAUGAAUUGCCUCUUGAUGCGUGAGGUUAGCGUAAAGAACACCAUCCGAAUGUGGGACACCUACCUCGCCGAGGACCAAGGUUUCACAGCCUUCCACCUCUACGUCUGCGCCGCGUUCCUGGUCAAGUGGUCCGACCGGCUGCAGCGAAUGGACUUUCAAGAAAUCAUGAUGUUUCUGCAGUCGCUGCCGACGCGGAAUUGGACCGAGAAGGACGUGGAGUUGCUGCUGAGCGAGGCGUUCAUCUGGCAAAGUCUGUUCAAGGGGAGCAAGGCACAUGUGCGGCAGGGUAGCAAUGUCUUCACCGGAGCCGUCAAUUUGUAGCGUGGAUCGUAAGACUUUUGGAAGGUGGUCUGUCUAGGCAAUGUCCGCUGCGAUCUAGUCGCAUUGACGGGUACAAAGAAUUC